This is a messenger RNA of Dalotia coriaria, 4466 nucleotides long. RefSeq lists its product as uncharacterized. Gene Ontology annotation, molecular function: protein binding. The record is from RefSeq and is a predicted model, not a curated record. Bases 428 to 2692 code for a protein of 754 amino acids. The transcript is spliced from 14 exons. Lineage: Eukaryota; Metazoa; Arthropoda; Insecta; Coleoptera; Staphylinidae.
CAUCGAGCCCUGACCCCCAAAGGUAAAGUCUUCUUCUCAACGAGAAUCUAUGUAUUCCUGUUGAUAACUUUGGAUGUGAUAACAAAUUCUAAAUUCUGAUUGCUGAUUCAACUUCAGCAGAGUCAAAUACAGGUUUGUGCUAGGGGAGAUCGUCCUGCAUUCUUGAAGAUGCAACGUUGGAACGCCUUCAUGUUCGAGUAUUCCUACCUGGCGCAAGGCCCCUCCUUCUUUGGACGUACCUACUCGUACAUGAUGUGUGCGGUAUGUAAAUUCAAUUUGGAGGGUUCCGGAGCGAGAGAACACUGACAAUAGUGUUCAUAUGUAUAUUGUGUUAAUAUUUGCUUAGUUUGUCUUCGUAAUGAUUCGAACGUUAAAUGCAAGAUAACACAUUUGCCGCAUAACAAACUAACAGAAUUGAGUCUUCAAAAUGCGAUCGUGCAUAUUACGAGUACUCUUGUUCAUAGCACUACUUUCCUGUAAGGUGCAAGGAAAGACCCAAUUAUUAUUUGCAAAUAUUACAGAAACGGGAAAAAAUGCCAAAGUUCGUGCAACGUGUGUCAGUGAUGAUUACAACGACGCAAUCACGUGGAUUACUCUUACUCCCGCCGAAUUUAUUAAACCAGUCACCGGUAAUGAGUCUUCACUAUAUAUUGAAUUCAUUUGGAGAAAUUAUGGGUGGGACGAAGAAGUAGCAUUCAAUGCAACGUUUGGUCCAGUAAUGGAUUAUACAUGGGAAAUUUUCCCAAUUGUUAUGACUAAAUCGGCGCUACUUACACAAAAUUAUAAAUUUGAAAAAUUAGCCGACAUUAAUAUCAGAAAUCAUUUUGAGAUCAAUUUUUCGUUUUUGGGAAAAUCGAGCGCACAAAUUUAUUUAUGCUCAAAUCACCUAAUAAAAAGGGGAGAAUGCAUUAUUUUUAUUGUCGGUGGGUGGAAUGGAGAAGGAAGUGUUAUCAGACGGUGUAAGGAAGGAGCAUCACCUAUAAACUCCGAAAAUAGGCUGAAAGGAUGCGAAAAUGUUGUUAAUAAGAUUGAUCAUAAACCAUUAUUUUCUAUUGAUGCAUGGAGUCAAAUUUCUAUUCGAUAUGUAAAUCAACAGUUAGAAAUAAUAAUCAAUGAUGAACGAUUAUUAUCAUAUCAGGCAGAAAAUGAAAAUGAAUUUAACAAUUUUACAAAAUUAUUCAUACAUUCAAAUACCGAAAGUGCACUGUGGAAAUAUCAUGAAUAUUCAUAUUAUGAAGCUCGUAAACCAUUCUUUAAUUUUAUUAAUAGUAAUUGGUUUUUUAUGGAUUCUAGCCACUUGUGUAUUUCGUUUUUUGCAAAGUUCACUGAAGACAUAACAUUACAACUCUAUGAUGUGUCGCAUGAGCUCAUCAAAACGGAAUACUAUAAGAGUGAUCCGAACACACAAUGGAAUUAUAAAACAUUUGAUUCAGACGUGUAUGAAGAUGCUGAAUAUUAUUUACGCAUUUCGUUUAAUCCUAAUGAUAAGAUAGCAAUUCGAAACAAUGUUAAUCAUUUAGACUGCAAUGGAAACAAAACGAACAAUUUCCAUUUUUCAUCAUUAGAAUACAACUUUGAUUCAGCAAAUAAUAUUAAAUGUUCUUCUCUUCGACACAAAACAACUCAAUUUAAAAUUUCAUUGCCAUACCAGAGUACUGAUGUUUUCACGAGUGAUAAUCAGAAUCAAUGUAAUAUAUGUUCUGAAUUCUACAACACUACAGAAUGUCCAUACAGAAUAACGUGUAAUGAGGAAUUAUGUUACUGUUCACCAGGGCACACUGGAAAAUAUUGUGAAGAAAAUUGUGGAAGAGGAAAAUAUGGUUGCAAUUGUGCAUCUGAAUGUGCAAAUUGUAAUUCAAACUUUUGCAAUCCUGUAAAUGGUGAAUGUUACUUUGGUUGUAAUGAUUUAAAAUAUAUUGGACCUUUCUGCAACGAAACAAAUCUGCUGGUGUUAACUGGUAUUGCAUCCACUCACACUGAUUGUAUCACAAAUUGCACAAUUACAAUUUACGAUAAAGGAGUAAAAUAUGAUGGUGCACGCGAACCAAAAUAUUAUUACACUCGUUUAUUUCAACCAAAUGGAACUGUCACAGAAGGAGAAUUAACACCAAUUAAAGUCAAUGUUAUUAAUUUUACUAAUUUGACUAAAGAAAGUAAUUAUAACUAUCAGAUAGUUUUGUGUUCGUCUGAUACAAGAUCUGAGUGUUAUAUUAAUGAUUUGACAACAUUUGAAUUUGAAACAACAUGUGAAGAAUUACACAAAGAUCAAAUUCAAAUUCAUAGUAUCCACAAGAGUACGACAAUAAAUGUGACAUCUUACAAUUCCAACACAAAUUGUCUCUUAGAUGAGUAUUACAUAUUAAUUCUUGAUGAAGCUAACAAUACAGUACAGUACUCUAAACAAUUCGAACUUAGUAACACCAUAUCAUCAUUGAAGGUAUUUACUAAUUAUACGCUUCAAUUGACCAGAAACAAGACAAUAAUACAUGAUAUUGUGUUUACCACAGAUGAAUCAGUUCUUAAAACAGUUAGAAAUUUAACAGCAAAUUCUUCAUCACCUACAAAAUUAACUGUUGUCUGGACAGCACCAAUACCUGUUUUGGGAAUCAUCACCAAUUAUGUCGUCACAUGGAUGUUGCUUGAUAAACGCGAUUGUGUAAUUGACACAAAAAAAUUUAAAUAUCCACUCUAAAAAUGUGACAACCACUACAAUUGAAUUAGAUAAUCUUAAACCAUAUUCAAUUUAUAAUAUAACAGUUUCAGCAGUUACUAAGAAGGGUGAAGGUGAUAUUCACAGUAUUUUAGGAUACAUAGAUGCAACUGAAACAGUUAAUUUAAACACGUUUAAUCCGAAAAUUACCACUUUAGACAUUUCGAUACAAAUUAGUUUAGAUGUUGAUUGUGAAAAUUGGAAUGGUCCUAUUUAUCUGAAUGCAUACGCAAUUUGCAAGAGUAAAUGGUGUGAAGGAGAAGAGAUGAAUAGGACUAAACACAUGCAAUAUAAUGACUUAAUUACACUUGACAGUUUACUUCCAUAUACUAAUUAUAAAUUAGAAGUAUGCAUACAUCGUAAUCAAACAGAUACAUGUUAUUAUGAUAAUAAGUUAUUAUCUUCAUUUGUGAGGACACAAUCCAGUGUUCCAAAUCAAAUUCCAUUUGCAGAAGUAUAUAGCUUAUCUGAAACAAGUUUAUCACUGAGAUGGAGUCCACCUUAUCCACCAACUGGAAUACUGGAUUCAUUUCUAAUAAAAUAUCAUUACAUUUCAGAAAAGCACAACACGUCACAAACCGUUAAUAAUUAUUUGAGUCCAUGCAAAAUAUGGCCAAAUAUGUAUUGCACUACAUUAACUAAUCUUACAACAAACAAAAAUUACAUAAUAUCAAUUUCUGGGCAUAAUGAGAACAUAUCAAAAUAUGGAUUGGAAACAAUAGUCAACGAGAUAACGACAUUAAAAGUGCCUGAGCCACCAUUAAAUCUUCAAGCAUUCUGGGAUACAUCACAAAUUCUGCAUUUGCAAUGGCAACAUCCAAAUAAAACAAAUGGACCAUUCUUAGGAUUUCAAAUAAAAAUAAAUGGAAUUGUUUAUCACUACAACAAACCCGAAAACUUUACAUACACUUAUAACACAUCCUUCCAAUGUAAAGCAAAUAAUCACCUAGCAGUUAUCAGCAUACAAACAGUCAAUAGUCUGUGUAAUUCAACAUUUUUGACUGAUCAAUUUAAAUGUCCUGUUCUUUACGCUUCAUUAUCAUCAAACCUGUGGAUAACCAACGUUGACACCAAUUCUAUAACUAUUUGGAUCUCCUCUAUUGAAAACGCAGAAGAAAAUAGUAAUUUGUACGUUAUUCUACUUACCACAUAUUUGAAUAAUGCAGGUGAUUGUGAAAGACGUAUUGGGCGUUCAUCAAUUUCCAGUAUACCUUUACAAAAGGAUCAAAUCUGUUGGGUUAUUAAACAUUACAAACAAAUUGAAUACAAAGAAAUAGAAGGUAGAGAAAUUACAUUGAGCUUUCCCCAAAUGCCGGAAUUUAAUUUUGAUAUUGAAAAGUAUAAAGUAGGCAUGUUAAUUGUUAAUGAAUAUGCUGGUCAAGUAUCAAAUAAUUGGUUUAAAUCAGAAAACUACAUAAAACAGCAUAGUGAUAAUAAAAGCUUAUCAAUAUGGCAAUGUUUGUUAAUAUGUGUGGCGUGUUUCUUAAUAGUUUUACUACUGCUUGGAUUUGGAAUAAUUUUCAGAAAACGAAAAUUUUAUUCUCGAGUAUUAAGCAUAACAGAAAUGAAUGACAUUGUAGACUGAUUUAUAACAUGUUGGUAUUGAUGAUAUGCGUGUGGGGAACUACUCGUAUUGCUGCAGUAGAAAUACUAUCGUUCUUAUGCAUCAGGUACGAGUAUACUGGUCAAAUCCAUAAUGCACUACAAUGGAUGCUUUGAGUAACGACGCUCAAUGGACUUGGUAUUUGAUAUCGUC